Molecule: messenger RNA, 792 nt
Organism: Tripterygium wilfordii
Lineage: Eukaryota; Viridiplantae; Streptophyta; Magnoliopsida; Celastrales; Celastraceae
Product: cytochrome b5-like
Exons: 3
Coding region: 190-564 (124 amino acids)
Cellular component (GO): membrane; intracellular membrane-bounded organelle
Molecular function (GO): heme binding
Source: RefSeq, a predicted model, not a curated record
CGAAUCAUUCUGCUUUGGUUGGGUGUUUGUUAGGGUUGUUCACUUCCUCCCACCUCUCUCUCAGACUCUCACAGCCAUUCAAGACUUCAGAGAGACAAACAGAGCAGCGAGUCAGCCGCGAAUAACAGACCCGACAGAGCUAUCAAAUCAAAAGCUUCCAAAGAAUCGGAAGAGAGAAAGAAGCCAGACAUGCCGACUUUAACGAAGCUGCACACUAUGCAAGAAGCUGCUGAGCAUGGCAGCAAGGACGAUUGCUGGGUCGUUAUUGAUGGCAAGGUCUAUGAUGUGAGUUCGUAUCUGGAUGAGCAUCCAGGAGGAGAUGAUGUUGUUCUUGCUGUGACUGGGAAAGAUGCAACAGAUGAUUUUGAAGAUGCUGGGCAUAGCAAAGAGGCAAGGGAGCUUAUGGAGAAGUUCUGCAUUGGUGAGCUCGACGAAUCUGACCCAGCAAUCCCAGAACUUGAGACUGAAAAGCUCCGCGACUUACCGACACAAUACUGGGCUGUGCCACUGGCUGUCAUUGGCAUCUCUGUUGUGGUUGGACUCCUGUACUUGCGGAAGAAGUAGAGCAGAUCAUUUUGUAUUGGCCAUUUUUGGUGGAGAGUUGAUUAAAAUCUUUGAAUUAUUAGGAGUAUAAUGAUUAAAGAACUGGAAUUAAAAUUUUGGGAGAUCCAGAUAACUCAUGAUGCACUCUGUGAGUAAUACAUCUAACAUGAUUCACAUGAAGGUGAUGUAGGGAUAUGUAAUUUUUUCUAAAAUAUGAAUGGUUCAUGAUCAAUUUACUGCUUCUGGGUA